AUUGUUAUGUGCAAAAGUUAGCAAAGAGUUUUGCUGGUUUUGUGCGAAAGUACGAUUGGAAACAAAAAACUGUAUCCAUUCGGCAUCCACUUAUGGCAACCAUUGUUGCUAAAUCCAACAAUUGUCAUGUUGCUCAGCCAAAUUUGCAUUAGUAAUUCUUCCAAUGAGAAAAUGUGAAUGAACCCUACACUUCGAUUACUUUUGAUAUUCUAGUGCAGCAACUUUUUAGUAUUUAUUUUGUCAAAUAUCUGGGUUGUUAUCUCCCUUGCGACAGCUAUGCGAUACUUGGCGACAAUUUUUAGGCGAUAUUGAAUAAAAUAUGGUAGCUUGCCUCAUUGUUCCGAAAGGAAACAUGGCGCUAUUCAGAGUGUUAAGUGUUGCCAGUUUUCUGUGGCGCCGCAUGUUAGAACUGUGUUUAAUACCGUGUUUCAAAUGGAAGAACAGCUGAUUGUAUUUUCAUUUGUUCAUCAGAGUUUGCAUAACUGACUUUACAUGCCUGGAACAUCAUUAAAGACUCAAAAGUGAAAAUUACAAAUGACUAUCAAGUAUGGAUGUUCAUGAUGUGUGUUCAAUGGAGCCGGAUCCUGGUGGUCAUAAAGCACAGCUGAAUUUACAUACUUGGAACAGUUUUAAAGACUGAAAGCAGAAGAUUAUGAAUUACAGUCAAAUAAUGGACAUUCAUGUUGUGUGCCCAGUGGGGGCGGAUCUUAUUGGUGGUGAAAGUACUUUUAAAAGUUCAAUAUUUAUGCGCUGUGCAAUUAAAUAUCCUAGAGCUUGUCAAAUUUGUUUUAGAUCUUAUUCUACCAAGUCAUCAUUUUCAAAUCAUAAAAAGCGCUGUAAACCUCCAUCUGAUGAUAAUCCUAGAGCUAAAUAUCCUAGAGCUUGUCAAAUUUGUUUUAGAUCUUAUUCUACCAAGUCAUCAUUUUCAAAUCAUAAAAAGCGCUGUAAACCUCCAUCUGACGAUAAUCCUAGAAUUAAAUAUCCUAGAGCUUGUCAAAUUUGUUUUAGAUUUUAUUCUACCAGGUCAUCAUUUUCAAUUCAUAAAAAGCACUGUAAACCUCCAUCUGAUGAUAAUAGUAACGAAAAUAACUCUUCUAUAUAUAUAUGUAAAACCUGCAAUAAAAGUUGCACUACCUAUUCAGGUGUAUUUAAGCAUAAUAGAAUUUGUGGAAAAGAAUUGAAUAGAAAGACUUAUCAUCCAUGCCCUUUACCUGAUUGUGCAGCUAAAUUCCGUCAUAUAAGUCAUAUUAAUAGACAUCUCUCAGACUCACAUGGUUUCCAAAUGAAUUUAUUAUCAGAAGAACAUAAAUUUAAAUCAAUGGCAGAGUUUGAGCUUUGGUUAAAUACAGAAGAAGUAAAAACUUGCACUUCAUUUAAGAAAUGUUGUGGAAGUAGAACUAAAAACAACAAAACAUACAGUUAUUAUGUGUGCCAUUUUUAUCCAAGAAGUGAAAGCAAGAGUGUCUUUCUAACAGAAGACAAUGUGAAUAAAAUACAUCCAAAUAUUAUGUGCCCAGCUAGGAUAAUGGUACAUGAAGAAAGUGAAUGUGUAAAAGCAAUUUUUUACCGAAGGCAUAAUCAUGAGGUAUUUCAAAAAUGUGAAAUUUCAACCCCUGAAACUGAGUUAUAGACAUCAAAUAAAAGUAUAUGUAAAUUUAGACAUUGAUGGUUUGAAAAUUCAAAACAUUAUAAGAAAAGGUAGAGAAGAAAAUACAACAGAAGUAGUUUUUAUGUCCAGGAAAAAAAGUGUACAUGUUGGAAUUAUUAAAUAGAUUGAAAAGAUGCAAAAUUGCUCCCUUUUCUAAUAAUGAUGCUCUUUCAGUUUAUGUCUUAUUGUAAUAAUUUUGUAAAAAAAUCAUAUAAUGUCAUAUCUUUGUGACCUUUACUGUCAAGUUGAUUUUGGUGCAAAAAUUAAACUCCAAAAAAUAAAUAAAUGAAACUUAGGUGUAUAUUAAAGCUGAGUUUUUAGAAAUGAGUACUGUUAUUUUUUACAGAAUAUGACUUUAAAAUUAACAGGAAGAAAUGUAUUAUAUUUCAAGCUCGUUAGAGUCUUGUUACUAACAUUAUGCUAGUUUCAAGUUUACCCUGUGUCUAAAGAUAAGUUGCUUUGCAUGUUUUUGUAGAUUCCAAGCAGAUGACAAUGUGCUGCUGAUAAAAAAAUUAUAUCACAGUUGUAUAGCUUCAUCAUAUUUCUUCUUAUGAUAAAAAAUAUGAAAACUUGUUCAUUAGUGGUUUAGGCUUUUACUGUUGUUCAUUAAUGGAUGAUGGCAUAAAUUAUAAAAAAGUGUUGGUAUUUUUUUAUGUGCAUUUUGUCUGGCAUGGCAGUAGAAUUAUUAAAAGUAGAUUCAGCAUGUAGUAUUAUUAUUAAAAGCAGAUUGUUGACAGCAUGUAAAAAACGUUUUCUCGCGGUUGAAUUGAUAAUAGCGAUAGAAAAUAAAUUUUGUGAUUUUGACAUGUACUAUCAAUUUUAUCUGUUUGUAUAUAUAUCAGAAAAGGUACUUUGAAUAUUAUUAAAUUUAUAUUAAGAGCUGUG
Molecule: messenger RNA, 2533 nt
Organism: Stegodyphus dumicola
Lineage: Eukaryota; Metazoa; Arthropoda; Arachnida; Araneae; Eresidae
Source: RefSeq, a predicted model, not a curated record